Messenger RNA from Symsagittifera roscoffensis, 985 nucleotides. RefSeq names its product coiled-coil domain-containing protein 148-like. The record is from RefSeq and is a predicted model, not a curated record. Bases 38 to 904 code for a protein of 288 amino acids. The transcript is spliced from 5 exons. Lineage: Eukaryota; Metazoa; Xenacoelomorpha; Acoela; Convolutidae.
AGCUCACGACAGAUGGUGUCGCGAAAAAAAAGCAUACAUGUGGAAAAGGUGUGGCAUACUGAAGACAUGGCAGCAGACAAAGCAGCAACUAGUUCUCAAGGUCACAGCUUUGCUAACCGAGGCAUCCCACAAGAGUGAUGAAAUGCAGAAGCUCAAUUUGGAGAAGGAAGCCCAGAUGAAAUACUGCAGACACCUAAUGGACAAGGUGAAUGCGUGGAAAGAGGCGAAAGCGGAAGAAGCGAGACUUGAAGAUGAACUAGCCGCUCUUCAGGCACAACGAGAGAGGCUGAAGACAGAUGAGAAACUGAAGAGAGAAAAGUCCACUAGGAUGCAACAGAAGCACGAGAUCCAACACUUCAGAAAUGCGAAGAAGUUGAUGAGUGAGGAAGCGGAGAGGAUGAAAAUGAUGAAGUUGAGGGAGAUCCAAGAACAACUGGCCAAUCAAGCUGCAUUAGACCAGGAGAGAAUCGAGUAUCGGAAGAAAGAGCGAGAAAAGAAGCUGGAACGGAUGGCUGCUCAGAACAAGAGGAGAGAAGAGGAGAAGGAGAGAGUGGAGAGGAAGUUGGAGGAGUUGAGGAGUCAAGUGAGGGUGGAGGCUCAGCGAGACCCAGAGAGGACUGUCCAACCCACUGUGGCUUCCGAUGCCAGAUUCGCUCAUCUCAAUGGCGGCGCCCACUCGGAGACUGCAUACGAACCGCUAAAUGCCCAGUUGUUUUCAGUUAACACUUUCAACAAUAAACAACUGAAGAAAGACAACCGAGUGCAGGUGGAGAAUGCAUUGCGGCAGGCGGGUCUGCUGCACACGGACUAUGCCAGAAGUGUCAUCCAGAGCAUGCUGCCUCCGAAGCCACCCAGAAAAGACACCUUCUCAAACAUCAAAUUCACUCAAGAUGGAGUGAUAUGAUGUGACUAUUCUAGAAAAAAACUAAGUUGUAUGUGGCUAACAGAAUUCGUCUUACUGAAAAAUUGACACAUUGAUAUACUA